Molecule: messenger RNA, 889 nt
Organism: Tarenaya hassleriana
Lineage: Eukaryota; Viridiplantae; Streptophyta; Magnoliopsida; Brassicales; Cleomaceae
Product: heme-binding protein 2
Exons: 2
Coding region: 70-759 (229 amino acids)
Source: RefSeq, a predicted model, not a curated record
GGUCAUGUCUUCGUCCCCUCCUUAUAAACCAAGCAAACGAUUUGCGCAGUCUCUGAACCAGAAUCCGCCAUGGAAACAGGUCUGAGCAUCUUCAAGCUCUCCUUCCUCCUCAGCCUUCUCUCGGGCGGGUCGUGGCUUGGACCUGGACCCGACCCGGUCGGGAAGUUCCCGCCCACGUGUAGCCGGAUCGAGUGCCCCAGCUACGAGUCGGUUCACGACGGAAAUGGGUACGAGAUCCGCCGGUACAACCGAACCGUUUGGAUUUCUACCGAACCCAUUCAGGACAUCUCUCUCGUCGAUGCCACACGAACCGGUUUUCUACAAUUGUUUGAUUACAUACAAGGGAAGAACAAGUAUCACCAGAAGAUAGAGAUGACAGCUCCAGUGAUAAGCCAAGUCUCACCAAGCGACGGUCCCUUCUGUGAAUCCUCGUUCACGGUCUCAUUCUACGUCCCGAAGCUGAACCAACCUGACCCCGCACCAGCCGACAACCUCCAUGUCCAGACAUGGGACCCGACCUAUGUUGCAGUGAGGCAGUUCAGCGGCUUUGUCUCGGACUAUAGCGUCGGGGAAGAAGCCGCGAAACUGCAGGCUAGCUUGGAAGGUACCGUGUGGGGCAAGGCAAUCGAGAAGAGUAAAGCAGAUGAAACAGCAAGCUCGGGUUCGGCCUACACCGUGGCUCAGUACAACUCGCCUUUCGAGUUCUCGGGCCGGGUUAACGAGAUAUGGUUACCCUUUGAGAUGGAAGAUGAAGCUUGAAAAAAUGGAGAAUGAUGGGGAGAGAUGUUAAAGGGCUUUAAGCCUUUGGUAGUGAAUAAAAUGGUGUUCAUGUUUGUAAACUACGCACCGAGAUUUACUGAGUCACUCAGAAUACAACUCGUUAUCUCUA